AUGAAUGCAAUGCCCUACACUGCAAUGGAUGACCCUUGCCUAGCUGAUACAAAAAAAAUCUUCACCAUGGAUGCUACAUUGGAUUAUGAAGCAUUGGUUAAUACUUUACAGAGACACACAAAAUGUACAGAACAUACAUGCCUCAAGAAAAAAGGUCCCACAUUUGAAUGUCGUUACAAAGCUCCAUGGGUUCAACAAGAGAUGUCUACAUUGACAGUUGACAAUGACAACAACCCAUGCUAUAAACCUGCAAGGAAUGAUGAUCGUUUGAAUAUUCAUAAUCCUUGGAUGCUUUCACUAUGGAGAGCUAAUAUUGAUUGUCAACCAGUCACUUCAAAAAAAGCUGUCCUCCAAUACAUUUCAAAGUAUGCUUCAAAAUUAGAAAACAAAUCGCAAUCCUAUAUUGAAAUGCUGAAGACAAUACUAAAUACAAGUAAAUCUGAAGAUAGCAUUUUAUUAACAUAUCAGAAAUUUAUGAUGGGCAUAGUAGUAGACCGUGAUAUCAGUGCACAAGAAACUUGCCAUAUGUUACAGAAAUUGCCUCUUCUAAGUUGUAGCCGACAAUUUGUCUCUCUAAAUGUUGGCAAAAAAAUACUGCACCGUGUCAUAAAAUCAGAUAAUGGAGCUGACCUUUCCACAACUUAUAUCCAUGCUUAUAUGCAGCGCCCUUUUGAAUUAAAUGCAACAAAUUUGCUACAAUCAGCACAAGGGUUUUCAUAUAAUUCUCAACGCAAAAAAACAAAAUGGCACAUCAGGGAUAAAAAAGCAAUUGUGACUAUUAUAGAUGAUUGCAGCCUUCCAAACGAAGAUGACAGUGACAAUAAUGGUUCCCAACAUCAAGAUGAUACAAAUCUGUACGAGUGGGAGCAGAUCUCACAAAUGGGAGCUACAAAUAACUUUGUCCAGAAUGAUCUGCAAAUGCUAGGCCGUCGUGAUUACGAUAUUAGCCACUUUUGGGGAGCAACUGUUGUGGUUGAUCAACUAGACUCCACUGCCCUUCAGUUCAUAGCUACAAGCAAGCUAACACCCCAACACACUAGCAUGCAAAUCUCCAACCAAGACACAAAAAAAAAACAGCUAUCGCCUCAGCAACAAGUUGCGCUCAACAUUAUUCUACAACAUCAUAAUAAUCAAUCUGUAACAACACCUUUACAAAUGAUUGUUCAAGGCACUGCUGGCACUGGUAAAUCAUUUUUAAUAGAUUGUAUUAGAAAAGAAUUAAACAUAUCUCCACCUAUGAUGGCAAACCCAUUGCUUGUUUUAGCACCAACAGGAGUUGCUGCAUUUAAUAUACAAGCGACAACAAUCCAUGCAGGGUUGCGCAUACCUAUAAGAGAAAUGCAUCCUUUGACAGGGCAGUCAUUAAUGACAUUGCAAGAGCAAUUGAAACAUAUCAAAUAUAUUCUGAUAGACGAAAUGAGCUUUUUGGGCCCGAAACUACUACUUAAGAUAGAUAACCGUUUACGCCAAGCAUUCCCUAACAAACAACAUGACAACUUUGGUGGCGUGUCCAUGAUUCUUGUUGGUGAUCUUGCUCAGCUUCCCCCUGUAAUGGAUAAACCUGUAUAUGCUUCGCACUCUACAGCCCUCAGUUUAUGGCAUUCUUUUACUAUUGUCAUAACAUUGGACACUAUUUUCCGCCAGCAAGCUGCAUCUAUAAGACAACAACAAUUCAGAGCACUUCUUCACAACUUAAGAAACGCUCAAGCACUCCAACAUGAUUGGCAGUUUCUGAUGUGCCAGACAAAUGCAACAUUAACUAUUCAACAAAAGAAAGAUUUCGACUCUUCGAUCCACCUGUUUGCAACAAAUGAAUCUGCACGCUUGCAUAACAGGAAAAUGCUCAAAGAAUUAAAUUUGCCUGUCGCUCUAAGUUUAGCUAAAAUUGCUAAGCAAACAAAUACUGAAUAUGACACCAAUGAACAACUACCAUUGGAAGUAUUACUUUCUAUUGAUCAGCAAGUGAUGUUAAUAGCUAACUUGUGGAUCAAAGUUGGCCUUGUUAAUGGCGCUAUUGGUCUCAUAAAACAAAUUGUAUAUGAAAACAAUACAAAACCACCGGACUUGCCAAAAUAUGUGGUUGUCCAAUUCAACGAUUAUAAUGGACCUCCAUGGGAUAUAGCACAUCCAAAAGACAUACCCAUUUUGCCAAUAACGCGAGGCAGGCGUACGCAAGUGCCUUUAACAAUGUCUUGGGCCAUCACUAUUCACAAAUCCCAAGGUCUUACAUUAGACAGAGCUACCAUUGACAUAGGUAAUACUGAAAAGCAAGGGCUCACAUUCACAGCUAUUUCAAGAGUGAAGACAAUUGAUGGAAUACGGAUCAAACCACCAUUCUCUUUUGAAAGGUUUUCCAAACUGCAAAAUAAUGCUUAUACAACCAUUAGAAAGAAAGAAGAAACUCGUUUGCAGCUGCUCUCUGCGCAAACAGAUAUCUAUUCACCUUAA
Messenger RNA from Cryptomeria japonica (Japanese cedar), 2448 nucleotides. Its product is annotated as ATP-dependent DNA helicase PIF1-like. Gene Ontology annotation, biological process: DNA repair; telomere maintenance. The coding region runs from base 1 to 2448 and encodes 815 amino acids. The record is from RefSeq and is a predicted model, not a curated record. The transcript has 2 exons. Gene Ontology annotation, molecular function: DNA helicase activity. Lineage: Eukaryota; Viridiplantae; Streptophyta; Pinopsida; Cupressales; Cupressaceae.